Molecule: messenger RNA, 20015 nt
Organism: Xyrichtys novacula (pearly razorfish)
Lineage: Eukaryota; Metazoa; Chordata; Actinopteri; Labriformes; Labridae
Source: the annotation of a GenBank genome assembly
CUCUCUCCGCCUCACGGCUCGGCUCGGCUCGGACACACACCGCAGCAGUCACACGCAGACUCACUCACACACUCACACACACACGGCGAGGACGCGGAAUGGAGACGGAAGGGAGCCAGAGCAGCCUGUCCAGCACGGACUCCCCUCACGACCCCUGGUAAGGAAAACUUUUGCUUUUUUUACUUUUUCCUACCUCUCUAAAAAACACACACACUCUCACACACACUCACCUCAGGAACAAACCUGGUAUUCUGCACUGGGACACACACACACACACACACCUCCACACUGGCAGCCUUCAUGUAAAAUCAGAUACACUCUCUAACUCUCCUCCUAACUCCUUUAAAAGCUCAAUAAGAAGGUUUUUACAGCAUAUUAACUCAUUUUAAAGUACAUUUAUUCACCUUCACUUUAAUUUUCCUCUUUUUUUCACAGCAAAAUGUUCAUAGGUGGACUCAGCUGGCAAACCACACAAGGUAAAUCUGUUUUCUACAACUAUUUCACACUCCUAAAAAUCGCCCAUGUGUGUUGAAAAGUCCAGACAUGAACCAGAGGGACUGAUUUAUAACUUAUUUGUGAAAAAGCUAAUUUUGUUUACACAAAAUUUGUUUAUUUGUUUUGGCUUUUUUAGAGAUUUGAAUAUGAAACCUGCUCCAGAAUGAAUGCAGCCAUUCAGAACCGCUAUAUGAUGAAUGAGUGAUUCUUUUAAACUUGAUUAAUAAUCCAGAAAUAACAGAAUAAAUCAUGUAUUUAUUAUUGUUGUUAUAACCAAGAAUGAUUGAUUUAUAUUGAGCUCCAAUCAGUGAGUAUUUCACGUGUUAAUUUGGUAGAAAAGUGUGUGAACUCUUGUGCGGGAAAUCACAGCAGAGUGAAAAAGUUGGAGUUGUGAGUUUCCGUCUACAAAGUUGUUAUUUCUUGUUUAUUAAUGUUUCAUCUGUCUGUGUUUUCCUCUCCAGAGGGUCUGAAGGAGUACUUCUGCAAAUACGGCGAGGUGAAGGAGUGUAUGGUGAUGCGAGAUCCGGUUACUAAGCGCUCGAGGUGAGGGGAUCUGCCUGGCUCCUCCGCUGGAGCUGAAAGUUUAUCUGACCUCCGUGAUUCCUCUCUGCUCAUAACGUAUCAUUACAUGUCAACAUCAGUUUCUCUGUCAUUAAUACUCUCUCUCUCUCUCUCUCUCUCUCUCUUCUGCUCAUCCCGGUGCCUGCAGAGGGUUUGGAUUCGUUACCUUUGUUGAUCAGGCUGGCGUGGAUAAAGUUCUGGCCCAAACCAGGCACGAGUUGGACUCAAAAACAGUGAGUUCUCUGUAUUUACUUCCCACCAGCGGCUAAUCCCAUUGCUCAGUGUUUGAUUAGUGGAUUUUCCGAUAAUCCGCCAGAGAGGUGUAACAUUGCUGCAUUUUUUUUUUUGUAUAUUUACUGAGGUUCCACUUUACUGAUGUUUUCUGAAACCGCCGCCACACAUGAUGGGAGCACUUUCGUGACCUCUCUUUUCGGCUCAAGAAAACGCUCGCCAGUGUCGUUUUCCAUAGAAACAAGGGGAACCGGAUGAGGGUGGCUCUCACUGACACCCUCUGAUUUUGUCUCUGAACUAAAGCCCUCUUACUGCUUCUUUUCCGCUCGGUCCCAAGAGGCAGAAUCGUCCCCUUAAAAAAGAAAAAAAGUUUUCUCAGUUGGAGGCAGAAAAUGCAACCUGAAACCGCGAAGGUGUGAAAGCAGCAACAAACCGACUCAGGGAGAGGAGCGCUGAGAUUUUAGACGGCGAUGACACAUUCAGCCUCUUUCACCUGUGCGAAUAUCCUAACUUGAAAUGUAUUAAUCGCCUGUGUUGCAGUGUGUGUGUGUGCGUGUGUGUGUGUGUGUGUGUCUUUUUGUCAGUAAUGAAUGUGGGCCGGUCUGGGAACAAUGUGGCCCGUUGGUCGCCAUAGGGACCACUGCCCCCGCCUCCCUCCUCUGUGGGAGUGGUGAUGGCUGCGGGUUAGUCACUGUAUUGAAAUGAGGGGAGGCUAUUUCUUCUUCUUCUCCCCUUUUGUGCACUUUUCUCGAGUCUUUGGAGGGUGAAUGGAGGUGCGGGAGACCAAAAAAAAUCUUGAGCCAACUUGUAAGGAAAUGAGAUUUUCUUUCUCUUAUUAUAAAAUCCAAAAUUAGCAGCCGUUUGAUGGAGGAGUCAAACUAAAUUUAGUUUUUUCUUUCUUGGUUUCCCCCACUGCCCCACUGCUGCAGUGUCACUUGCAGGCACGACAGCUAUGACAAGUAGCACCAUCAUGGUUGGACGCCACUAACUCGCCAUGGGGUUUGUUUCCAUAGUGACCCCCCCUCCUCAACAGUUGAAGAAUGGCUCUGUCACAGAAAAUAAAAAGGAGAUAACAAUGCACAUCGUUUACAAUCAUUUCUUGGAUACUAGAAGUGAAGACAGUGGGGGUCAUGAUUCUGACAUGUACAGGCUGUAAAGCGGCGAUUCGGUUGUAUCAACACAAGAAUAGAUGAAACACAAUCAAACUGAAAGUGGAGCGGACGUUUUAAGGUGCGAAAAUACAGUUUUGGUUUGAAGUCACUGAUUGGUGACGCUCACUUAUCUUAUUUUACCUGCACAUAAACAUACCAAGGAUACACGGUAUUAUCAAAAGUAUCAAAAGAUUAUUAUCGUAGAAAUAUCAGCAGAAAUUUGCACAGUUUGCAACGCAACGACAGCUUAUAUGCACAAACUUCAACAUGGAAGUAUGUUGAAGUUUCUGAAACAGACAGCAGGCACAUAACUGAGUGUGUUUUAGUUAAAGUUUAGUUAUCAUUUGAGUUUUCUUCUUUCUCAAACAAAUAGACAGUCACAAAUAAAGUAACAGGUGAAUUCUUGCAAAGGAGUGCUUUACAAUCAGAUAUCAUGCUGCAAAACUUCCAAAUCUGUCAAAAUAAAAGCAUGAAUUAGUCUUUAACACCAAUGAUUUCAGACUAGACAUGUUUUUAUGGCCAUUUAUAUUCCUUUGACCAGAUUUAACAAAUGAAAGGUCCAAACUGCAUAAAACUAAUAGUAGGCACGGUGCAUCCCUCACGAUAUCAGUGUGUGAUGAUUGAUUAUUUGCAGGACGAUAAUUUAGUGAUUCAUCAGGAUAUCUAAUUAACUGAUCGAUACAAAAUGAGCCCAAAAAUUCACUUUUUCAAUGACAAUUUUAACAGUCAGAACGGCGUUUGUUACAUCAUCCAAAUAUGUUCUCCCUCCCUCCCUCCGUGUAAACACAGACAGGUCGCCCUUUCUGGCCGCUAUCUUAUGGAAAAACGAAGCGGUGAUGACUCCAUCUCUCUAGUUUUGGUUCGAGUUAAAUCGGGCUCUUUGUGGCCUCCGCUGGGGUGUGUCAGUGGCGUUUUGUGCAGGCCUCAGAGUGUGUUUCUUGUCGUGGAGAGGGCUCACUGAUCAUCCACAGGGGUUGGAUGGUGAGUUGAGUAGAGGCCUUUAUAGACGACUCACCCAGCCCCCGUCUCCCCCCUCUCUCUCUCCCAUACAGACAGGUUAUCCUGUUUGAGAGAAAAAGUUCUCCAGUGGCAACAGAAAGAAUGUGCCAUGCUGUGACCGACUGAACCGCUCCGGCACUGGAAUUAACAGAGCUUUGCACAGCCGAGAGGCUAAAGAGCAAAUACAGUGCUGCUGCGGAGGAAUUUAUUGGUACUUAUUGUGCUGAAGGACAGAUGCGUUCAGGUUUUGACCGGUGUAGGAAAGGCCGUUUUUUUACUGUGAUUUAUGUCGCUGCUGCUGCUGCUGCGUUAGUCGCCCCUCUGGGUGCCCUCCCGGCUUCCUGCUAUCUGUAAAGUCUGUGACGGCCGAUGCAAACUGCACCUUUGUGGGACAAAGUUUCCAUUCAAUGGCAGCUCUAAGGUGCACAGCGGAGAGUUUUACAACAAAGUCACACAGCUCUUUUCGCAGAGUGCUUUAACCGUUUCCACGCCGACCUGAAGAGGGAAAAAUAAAGUGGGGGAGGAAGAUAACCCCGUCCGUGAUUAGUUUGGCUCUUCUGACUAAUAGGAUUGAAGUCAACAAGCUUGAGUUGUUCCUCUGAGAUGGCGAGCGCGGCCCAAUCGGCACGUUGGGUUAAGUGUGCUCCCAGCUCAGGGCUGUGACAGGCAGCGCGCUCGGCCAACUGUUGCGUAGCCUGGAUGGAGUUGGUCAAAGGGGAUUGCCCUGAUUUCAUAAACCUCUCUUGGAAUUACGCUCAGCCUCUUCUUCCCCUGUUGCCUCGCUGUGAGCGCAGAGGGGGGGUUUAGGCCCCGCGCACCUUAAAAUAACAGCACCUGUCCUUAAGUGUGUUUUUAAGUAACACAGAUCCCCUAUAGGCGUGUUUAAAGUGCCCUGAUACCUGAUAAAAAAUCACUUAUAGUGCUUUUAAAAAGGAUUCUCAUUUGAUUUUGUACUUCAUUCAUGUUUGAUUUUCAGUGCGCCACAUUCAGCCACAUGAAUUAUCUGUUUAACGUCCACAUUUCCUCCCCUCGGAUGCUGCUGUGUGCUUCCAUGUGUUUGAUUCUGUUUGUUUGUGUGUGUGUGUCUGUUUGUUUUUGAAUGUGCACAGGAAGUUUUUGGACAUCAGGAUGGGUUGGUGAUGACCGGAGGUGACUAUCAGAGUAGUCUUAGCCACCAUAGACACUAAAAACUAGUAGAGACUCUGCAUCUGAUCCUCCAGUCUUAGCCUCUAGUCUUCUCACUCUGCUCUCUAGAAAAAAAAAAAAAAGAGAUAAAAAGAAAAAAAAAAAAGAGAGACUAGAUUUGCGGUGAACUUUUAUAUUCGAGUAGAAACGACACCGUUAGCCUACCUGUGGUAAACGCAUGUGUUUUACCAUAGAGGCUCUAGCUCUCUACUGUAGUUGAACUCUACCCUCUCAUGGUUACGGACUAAUCUUAGCGCUGUACUGUCUCACCAUCUGUUAGUGUAACUGCAGUACAGUGUGGUGUAGUCUAGUUGUUCUUUAGCUCUGUUAGAGAUCAGUUUAGACUAAUAUAGAGGUCUCAAAUUCCAAUUUUACAGCCUGUCUAUGAUUGCAUCCUCAAAGCAUGGUGUGGUUCUCUCUCCAAUCUUAACCUCCUCGGCCUCCAGUUUCGGCCAAAUUCUGUCUUUUUUUGUUGUAAUUUUUUUAGAGCGAGGAUUUACAUUAACGGAGGUUAAGUUAAGCUGAUUCUUCUUCUCGGGUGUAAACAUCAGGAGCAGCAGGGUAGAGGAAGAUCCGGAUCAACCUUAAAGCGUCCGGAUGACGCACGCUCCCUGUUGUUUGGCAUCACCUCCAUCACAAAAAAAAGAGCGGAGGGAGGCAGAAACAAACACACACAAACAAACAAAAAAAGUGGGUGGAUCUGCUGUCGGUGUGUGGUUUGAUUGACAGCUCCCUCUCUCUCUCCCCCUCUCUCUCUCUCUCUCUCCUCCCUCGUGGACUCGCUCGUCCUCCCCUCUUUUUCCCUGAGGUGAAGCGUGUUUGUGAUUGUAGAGCCCGUGUGAGAUUCCAGGAGAUCACAUGUCACACGGUGGUGACGAGAGAGGCAGGGGUUCGCCGGACAGUCCCGUGCAUUCCACCUGCGCACAGCUGCACCGACACACACAUAACACACACACAUAUAACGCACACACACACAGGCGCAUCCUUUUUAUCCUCAUAUAGGCAUUUGUGAUAAAACUUUGAAGACAAGAGGAUUUCGAGUCUUCUCAUCCUGUCUUUGCAUUUGCAUAUUUGAGUAAUUACUGAGGCAGGUACUUAUCAAGACUUUUACUGCUUUUUUUCUCCGAUUUCAGCCUUCACAUCAGAACAAUUAAACUGAAUAUAAAAGUCUAUUCUAAAAGCUGAAAGGCAGCGUUUCUUCUUUCCAGUAAAUUAUGAUGGAAAAAACUUUUUGUUCAACCAAUAAAAAGUUCCUGUAAGAACCUCGGCAGCUCCGUUUGUGACAAAUCCUGCCGAACAGCCGUGAUGACUUUUUCCACUGAGAAAUGAGUGACUGCAGAUCUUUGAAGACCCUGAAAAACUCUACCAAAACAAUCUUGAGAAGAGUUUUCUCUCUCUUAUAUCCGGAUCUGGCCCUUUGUGCAUGUCAUGAUUGUUCUGUUUCCAAGCACAGUGAGGGAUAAAACUUUAGACGCACAGCUGUUUUGGAGUUUGAUGCUUUGAUUUUGAUUCAGGAAGAAGAUUCAGUCUUUUCAGAAUAAAAGAUGAGACAGUGAGGUGGAGGACAUGUAUUUCAUCGCACAGCUCUAACCGUCUCCUUUCUGUUUCUGUAUUUUCUCCCGCAGAUCGACCCAAAGGUUGCAUUCCCUCGCAGAGCUCAGCCCAAGGUGAGUCGAACCGCCUCCUGCAGGUCGGUGUGAGUUGAACGUUUCAGUCUCUUAUCUGGGCUAAUGCCUCGUAAUCUGAUGAACACGAUCAGUGUUGACAUCUCUGAACUGUUACGUGACGGCGCGUUAACAAAAAGCUUCACAACUUUUAGAGAGAGAGAGAGUCGCCAUUGUUGAGACAACCUUAACACGUGUAUUAAAUUUCCAGUAUGCUCUGUGCCGAUCUAAGCCGCUCUGUCUCGUUCAAUAACAACAACAAGACGACGAGGAGGAGGAAGAGGGAAAGAAAGGCGAGUUUAAUUCAGCCUGCAGGAGGACUGGGAGUGAAAACAUGGAGAUCAACGUGUGUGUAGUCUCAUAACUCCGCAGAUUUGGAGAAGAAGCUGCUGAAUUAGUUUUCAGGACGCAUAAAGUGCAAAAAAAAGUUUUCAGGACGAUAAGAUAAACUACGCAAACUUUAAAUUCAACGUUUUUAAUUUUAAUGUCAAUCAGGACGAUGUUUCUACAACAGUUCAGCGUUAAUAAAUGUAAAUCCGAUUUGAUUCCUCUUUAAGAAACUGAUUAAAAAACACACAAUGACAUAUUUAGGUGAUGCAAAAACUACAGUAUCACUAACAUUACGCAGCAGCUGAAUGAAAACUAAGUGAGCUGUAGUCCUGCGCCAAAAUGUCUAGCAUGAGUCUGGUCCUGCUCAAGGUUUCUGCCUGUUAAAAGUUUUUCCUCGCCACUGUCACUCAUGUUAGAUAAGAUGGGUCAAAUCUCUCCCGUCUUAAGGGUCUUGGUAAUUCAUCAAAAAAUGAGCGCGGUCUAGACCUGCUCUUUUCUGGAAAUCGUCUGUUGUGAUUUGAUGCUGUACAUAUAAACAUAAAUAAAAAUUGAUUUUUUUAAUUAGGGAUGCUCAAUAUCAGUAUCGGCUGAUAUGCAGAUUUCUACACAUGUAAUUAUCGUUAAAAACAGUGAUGCAUUGAGUGACCUUAAAAAGAGUUUGUAUACAAAUCAAUAUUAGCCGAAAUAUGAGUUUGAAAAUAUCGGCAAAGAUUCAAUUUUGGGCCUAACUACGAAGUAUUUUGUCUUAUCAUCAGACGUUUGACUGAAAAGUGGGAGAAGCAAAAAAAAUUAGCUGCCAAGAGUUUAUCAUAAUUUAUUUUUAACACAGUAAACAACUUUUAACUCUGAUAUGACUCCAAAUAGAGAUGCAGUGAUUUGAGAUGACAGCAUGAAUUAUAAUCACACACAGAUUUAUUAAACUCACAGCAUUACUAAUGUUAAAAAUCACAUCAGCGGUCUUUAUAAAAUGUUGGUCUGCUGAUCAUUGAUUCGUUUUGAGACGGAAAUAACACGGUAAUAUAAUCAGACGGUACAAAAUAAUAAAUAAAGAUGAACUGAAAUACUAUCUCUCUCCUUUGAUUUCUAAACAUGGUGGAAAACAUUCAGUUGGCCUAAAUCCCUGCUGCCGACUCAUGAUGUGACUUUCCACUUACAUAAUGUCACUUAGUUAUUAUGUAUCACCCUCACUUGUGUGUGUGUGAAGUUUUAUUAGUUUGACCUCUUAAAUCGUAACGGUUUUGCGGUCGGUCUUGCAGACGGUGAUCUCUGAAUAACUCCGUGGUCAUUCUCGGUCUACCUGAGAUGUUCCCUCACUGCCGUUUUUACUUAUUCUCUUAUGUUGGAAAGUACAACAGGUUGCUGCUGCUCAGUCCUUCAGCCAUAGUUAAGCUAAUAUCGUGUAAGACAUAAUCCGGAGUUAGGCAUAAUCAUCUUUGGUCGGUUACAACUCUUAAAAUGGUUCUGCAAUCUCUUGAGCGCCCAUGAAGCACGUGUUCGAGAUAAUUAGUGCGACGAAAACUUGUUUUUAUGUUUAAAUGCUUUAAAAAAGUUUAUAAAAUUUCACAUUUUUACGUCUUUCUCACUCUGUUCUUUCUAAAUAUUGAUAUCCUUGGAGUUAAAGUUAAAAAUCAUUCACCUAUGACAGGAUUAAAACCUAAACUGAUAGAAACAAGUAUAUCCUUAUAUGCAGACGAUGCAACGUUUUAUUGCAGGUGUAGAAAUUCUCACUUAUUGAACAUUAUUUAAACUUUUGAAGAUAUUCUGGUUUAAAGCCAAAUAAGCUGGACUUUUAAAAGGUACAAACUUCCAAAUUAGUGGAGGUAAAUGUUUCAGGAAUACAAACCUCAAAGAUUUAGUCGCGAAAAAUCGAAUUUCAGGACUUGAGAUGUGUCGAGAUUUUUUAAUGUUUGUAUAAAAGGGAUAACAGAAUAGUUCACAUAACUAUCAUCUUUUGUUGUAAACUAAACAAAAGAGCAAUAUUAUUAUAUUAACAGUCACUAUUAAAUAGUGUUUUUGCUUUUAAUGCUCAAACCCUCCAGGGGAGAGGAGGGGGUUAAAGACUGGUCGAUUUUCUGUUAUCGUCGCUCCUCCACAGACUCGUCUUUCUCCUCAGAUUAUUUAUGGAGAAACUUUUUAAAACUUGUUGAACUGAUGGUUAAUGAUCAAAAACAGUCAAAACUUCCUUAAUUUCUACUUUUUUAACUCUCAGAAAAGUUUUUUGCUCUUUUAAAAGUUUAUUUCUCCGAAGAGACAGAAAGAUUUUUUUGUUGUUCCUCAUCAAACCAAACCUUCGGAGAGAAAAAACGGACGUUUAACUGGUGAUUUUGGUGGAAGUGGUGAGAAACGUAACGACUAGUUUUGUCUUUAAAAUCUGUGAUUUGAGUGAAGUAAUAAUUAAAGCAACAGUCAAACCUACCUACUUUUACCGCUCAAACUAUAGUUUUCAUCGAGUGUUUGUCCUUAAAUCCACUUUCAGCUCUCGUGACUGAAAUGAGGAGCUUUUCUACGUUUUCUUUUUGGGAUUUUUAUCCAUUUUUACCCAGAAACAGACAGCUGGUUCAAAAAUGUGCUCAUGAGUUUCUUUCUUCUUUUUUUUAGCUGGUGACUCGAACCAAGAAGAUCUUUGUAGGAGGCCUGUCAGUGAACACCACCAUCGAGGACGUCAAGCAGUACUUUGACCAGUUUGGGAAGGUGAGUGAUGUUUGAAAGCGCGCCGACAGGAUGUCACUCUGCGGCGCGAAGGUUCAGCAUUAUAUCUGCGAGGCUGCUCAGAGUGUAAAUCAGGAUGAUUUCUCAGAAGUUGGCGUCGGCGCGGAGAGAAAUCAACAGCUCGGAAACUUGUAGUACCACGUCCCACCAGCUCGAUCGAGACUGAUUCACUGCAAUUUCUUUUCGAGAAAAACUUCACUUGGAGUCGAGCGAGCGAGCGUCCUGAAGUGAAGGGGUUACAGCGAAGAAGAGGAGGAGGAGGAGGAGGGCGAGAAAAAGAAGGGAGAGGAGAGGAGAGGGAAAAAUAAUGAGGCAGAGAGGCUUCGAAAGCAGCAGGCGAAGUUAGGGGGACUCGAGGAGGGAGGGGAGGGAGAGAGAGGAAGGGGGAGAAAAGUUUUGUAGUGAGUGUGUGGUGAUGGUGAGGAAGGAGGAGGGAUUAUCAGAAUCUGAAUUAAUCUGAUGUAACAGCUGCUCCUACCCACAACCCCCUCCUCGCUCGUUACCGUGGUGACCUGGCUUGCCCAUUGUCCCCAAGUAAUUCUGCGGGUAAGGGGGUUUUGUUCUGAAGGAGGAGGGACGAGGUGGUGUUCGGGGGUGUUUGCAUGAGUGUGUGUGUUGGGUGGGGGGGUCAGCUCAGGAGUUCACAAACUAAAAAUACAAGUCGAUUAAAACCCCCCCAAAAAAAAAACCUGCGAUCCGAACCUUCAGACCUGAUUUUUAUGAUGAAUUACUUUGUGUUUUUUUAAUUUUUCCGUAUAAAGUUCGCUCGGGUCGCUUUAUUGGGAAAGACGUGCGGUGGGUAAUGGAUGACGGGCUGACAAAGACCCCGACCAGGGAGGAGGAAGGGAGGGGGGGCUGAUUGAGAGAGGUUUGCGGAGGCGUAAGAGGGGGAACUGGGGCAAAGAUGGGGUGUGUGUUGGGGGGUUUACGAGAGCCAUUAUGCCGGGGUACAAAGCUAGGCAAAUAUUUUGUUAGUUUGCUCAGAACUUAUCUGCAUAAUGGAAGUUUCUGGAUUGUUUGAAACGUCCUCUGAAAAGUACGAUGAGAUUAAACCUUUAUAAGUUUAUAAGGAAACUUUCAGGUGGGCAUCCUCAACCUAAAGGCCUCAAACUUUUUCAGUAGACUCCGAUUUCUGCGCCUCUAUUUUCUCGUACCGAAGCUCUGGCCUCGAGUUUCCCCUCACGCUCCCUCCUCAAUCAUAACGUCGAGAUGAAUUUCGCGGACAGAGAUAUCGAGGGAUGGACGGUGAAAUGUGGGCUCCAGCCAUCCAUGGAAGUUCCUGAUUAGACUGCCUCACUGGACCUUUUGUGUCCCGUCCUGGUGAGGACAAAGGAGCGCGGAGAGGGAUGGGCAGGGGAUAACAGGGAAGAUGAGAGGUGGAGAAAAACGGGGAUAAGAGGGAAUAUUGUCCAGCAGUGCGCCAUCAAACGCCCGGUCUUUGAAAUAUGGACUAAUGAUGUGGAUUUAUCCCAGUUUGUGGUUCGUAAACAGAAACCGGGGGCGUUGUUGUGAAGUCUUGAUCGCAUCCUCGAGGGCGACUCUGUUGUGGUUUUAAAGUUAGUUUUAUGGUUUUAUUCCAGUCUGUGGAGUUUUUAUAAAAGUCACUUUGUUGCCGAGUUAGAGAUCUGAACAUGUGUCAGCCGCUGAGCAAAUGUCAGGCUGGCAGGAAGCAGUGACUUGAGAGGCAUCGGAGUAACAGGUCCCCUUUCACGCUGACACUCCUCCUUCACCUUUGACCUUUCUGUAGGCAAACUGCCCUUGGGGGUCCGCGCACACACACACACAAGAGCACACUAUGUGCUAGCGCUAAGUGAGUGUGAGUAUGUGAGUAUGACAAAUUGUUCAGUGGACCGAAUCCAGUAAACUUAUUAUAGACCGAGAGCGCAGAUUCGUUUACCAAAUGUUUGUUUGGACGUCUGCGGGACGACUGACCAGAGUGGAGACACGAACAGAGAGCGAGGAAGAAGAGCACGUCAACUUUGACAUAAACUCUGUGUGUGUGUGUGUGUGUGUGUGUGUGUAUAGAAUAGACACCUGUGUCUUGGCUCCAUAAAGGGAGGCCGGGCCGGAGGGAGAGGUCAAAGGAAGAAGAGGAGGAGGUGGAGGAGGAAUUAUGGCUGACUGUGCCAACAAACAAAGCCUCCAGGCCUCUUUGUUCUCCCUCUGCCUUUGUCUCUUCUUUCUCCUCCCUUUCCACUUUGACCCAAUCUCUUUUUUCUCUCUCUCUUCUCCUUCCUCUCUCUUCCAGGACUCUCUGUGCUCUCUCUCUCUCUCUCUCUCUUUCUCUAUAUCUCCACCUGUCGCUUUUCCUCUUCGCUAUCAGCUCUCCCCUCUCAUCGAGUCUCCACCUGCCCACAGGAUUCACCUUUCCGCCUGUGACUGGCUAAACAGUUUCUCUGUCUCUGCGCGGCCGCUCGCCCGCCUUUGUCUCUCUCGCUCACUAUUCAUAAAAGCAUAUUUGAUGUUGGCUCGAGCUCUUUUAGACGGACUUUUUGUACCGUUGCCAUGGGAAUGUCAAACUUUGGAGGAGAGAAAGGCGGCGGAUUAUGGCCUGUCUGAGAGAAGGAUUGUGACCGGGGCAGUUCAGCAGCAAACAGACUCCAACUUUUAAUGCCACCCAUUAUGUCGACCCACUUGGUCCACUGUGGGGGCUUGUCGUACAGUGUUCCCUCACAUUUUUCUGUCUUUUGCCCCCCUCGGCCUCCUCUUUGUAACCUGUCGCUCCUCUCCAGUCACCCCCCCCCCCUCCUCUCUGUCCAUCUGUUGCUGAGCCUCCCUGCAGAACUUGAGAAGGGCUGAGGUCAGGCAAUAUGCCGCGUGGCGAGCGAGUGAGAGAGAAAGAGAGAGAGAGAGAGAGACUCUGUUGCUGAAAAAACGGUGUUGUUUGUGUCCCCGCAGGUCGACGAUGCCAUGCUCAUGUUCGACAAGACCACCAACAGACACAGAGGUGAGACACACUGACCCCUCUCCGUACCCGUUUAUUUCCUACAUCCCUCCGUCGAUUCGCUCCUCUUCCUCCAGUCUCCUCCCUGGUGUCUAUCGAUCCCCCCUCUCCGCCACCCCACCAACCCCCCACUGGUCCUCCUUCCUGUGGGCUGAUCUGAAGGAGACGAACAGGGCUAGUCUAAUUAGCCAGUCCGUUAAUCUGGAUCAGGAUAAAACCUCCUUAAGCACCUCCUCCCCACCCUGGGACUGAUCGAUUAUGACAGCCUACCAGCUUUGCCCGGGCCUUCUGGUCAGGAAGGGAGGGAAGAAAAGGAUGAGUGCAGAAGAGCGGCGUUGGACGGGGGGGAAGGGGGGCAAAUGUGUUAAGCGGCUAUUACAGCACUGAUUACUGGAGACUAUUAGCUAUACUGCUGCACACACACACACAAACACACACACACACACACACACACACACACAGAGAGGCCUACUGUCUCCAUGUGAAACUCACCAAACAUUUCCUCGCCAGGCUUUGGUUUCGUGACGUUCGAGAACGAGGACGUGGUGGAGAAAGUCUGCGAGAUCCACUUCCACGAGAUCAACAACAAAAUGGUGAUCACUUCAUCAGCUCUAUAACACGACCGCUUCAUCACCAAACCACACGCACUCAUACAUGUUUUAUCUGGGAACAGGUGGAGUGCAAGAAAGCCCAGCCCAAGGAGGUGAUGUCCCCCACAGGCUCAGCCAGGGGGCGCUCUCGUGUGAUGCCCUAUGGAAUGGAUGCAUUCAUGCUGGGCAUUGGUAUGCUGGGUAAGGUUUAAUCGAUCAAUACAGGAAGGAUGUUUGUGUGAGAAAGGGUUAAACCGGAGAUCACUUCUCCUGCGUUAAAGCCACAGCUGUUUUAGAGGUCAGAGCAGUGACCGCUCAGCACGACUCAGAGAGCGCCAGGAAACACAAAAACGACUUUUCCGAAACCGUCCUCAGCUAGAGUGUAACUUUAACAUCUUUGUACCUGCAACAAAAACACAGUCAGACCCUGAAUUAACCAGAAACAAGACAGACAACUCCUGCUAUUUAGUAUUUUAAGCAUUUGCCAAAUUGUCUCCCAAGUCUGAAUUUGUCAUUUUAUCUCCACGAAGCACGCCAUAUUAUCUCAGCUGAUCCUGGAGAAACACUGCGGCGCCCUGCGGAUCACAAGUUGCUUCACAGAGCUGAGAUAGUCAUUUCUCAGUCUCCACAGAUGUUCAAAAUAAACUCCUGAAUAUUCAUCCUGUUUUAAAAAAGUUUGGGUUACCCUAUUUUGCGAGCUCCCACUACCUCCACGUGUCCCAACAAUUAUACCUCAAAGCUCAGAUAAUGAGGCUAAAUUUAUGGAUUAGCCCUUUAAAACAGUUCUGAUCCUCUCAUUGGCCUGAACUCCACCCUCUGCGGUGAGGCCGCUCAUUAACAGGUUUUAAUGUUCCUGUUGUGGAGUUGAGAAGGAAAGCUAAUCUGACUAAAGUGAUGCUACCACCUGCUGUUCAGAGUCAGAAUGACACGCUCUGAUCAGAAUAACUUCAUCUCGGAGUGGAUUUGUUGUCGUUUGGUUGACAUUUAGCUGUGACGUGAGUUCCUCAGGUGUCGGGUUGUAACAAAGGAAAUCUCGGUGUAAUGAGCACGGCUGAGAGUGAAACAGAAGACAAAGACAGUAAGCCGCUCAGUCCUGUUCCUCCCUGAGAGGAAAUCCAGACCUCAGGUGUCGAGUAACACCCACCUGUGUGUCACUGACUCUGUGCUAGAGGGCAGCACUCCUCUCUGUCUCUGUUUCACUCUUUCCUCUAAUUUCCUCCCCCCUUCGCUGUCCGCAGGUUAUCCAGGCUUCCAGACCGCCACCUACACCAGCCGGAGUUACGCUGGCAUCACUCCUGGAUACACCUACCAGUUCCCUGGUAAUCACUCCACAUUUUCUGCUCCUGAAUCAGUGGGAUGUUAAAAAGCGAGAUAAUACACAGCCAUAGUCGUCUAGUGAGCAGGUCUGAGUGUUUUAGAGUCAGACACAGAGCAGUAUUUAGGGGAAGCACUGACGCUAAAAUCAUCCUUGUGUCAGAAACCUUUUAGACCGGUCUGGUCCGGUCCAUCAUCCCUAAACGUACAACAAAAAAAAGGAAAAAUGAAGAAAAUGUUCCCUGUGAUACCAAAAGAUCCAGAACCUUUUACCAAAGUCUCAUCCUGUUGGUUUAAAUGUCUCAGUGGUUAUGAGUCUCUGACAUGAAAAGGUUAAAAACCCUGCAGCAGAGGUGUCGGCCUUUUUAUGGAGGUAUCAGUUUUAAUCGAAGUCUGUUUCAUUACCAGACAAAAACUUUUCAAACAAUCGCUUUAAAACACAUUCCUGCGAGCAACAAUGAAAUAUGUUUCUUGCUUUAGGAAUGAUCACUUGAUCCCGCUGGUUAAAUCAACAAGGAUCACAGUUGAAAUGAGCAUGAACGGCCGUCCACGGCCUUUACGCACUCUGUUGACACGCAAAUCAUCAUUCACGGGAAUAAAGCGAGUAAAUACUUCUCAUUUAGCGUCUAGAUACACGCGAAUUAAACGAAUAGAUGAUUUUACUCACACCCUAUUAAAAGUCAUAAAUCUAAAAGUUUGCAGGAAUGUUAGCAUGAUGCUUUUAAGCCCAGUAUGGUGGUAUUAAUGAGUAGAUGAUUAAAGUGAUUUUUUUGACAACAUCUCUUCCAUUGAAGCUCCUAUAAGGAGUUUUUUUUAUAUUUCUGGAAGAGACUGAAAACUUGGAUGACCAUAUUCUGACUUCCCAAAAAGAGGACACAACUACGUGGGGGCGGAGUAACAGAGUCACACAAAGUGUCCCUUACACACUUCUAACUCAGUUAAUCCACAUGACACAAAAUCGAAACUUACGUACAAAACUGCAGACAUUUGAAGGAUUUUAUAGACUCUCCCGGACAAACCUGGACAGCCAUGAAAGCCCCCAAAAAAGAGGACUAAUGGUCACCCUACUGAAAACUACUCUGAUAUCCAAAAGUAAACAAGACCGUCAGUGUCAAGAUUGUUAAUUUGGUAUCCUACUUUUUUUUAUUCCUGAAAGCGGUGUGAGGGGUCAGUCCUUUCUUUGCAAAGAGCUGUCGUAUUUUUCGCACUGUAAGGCGCACCUGAUUAUAAAGCGCAUUAAAACAAACAAAACAGUCAGAUAAGUCAAUCUCAAAAGAAUCAAAAGAAAAAGUCAGGAGGAUGAAUUUUUAUGUGAAAAGUCACGACACAAAUACGUAAGAUAAACAAACAGAGAUUGCCUAAAUGAACUGAAAAUCGCUCACAGAUGCUUUAAGUGUUCAAUAAUGAUAAGUAAUUUUGAUGAGUCUAGCGUGUUGGAUCUUUUUAGUUCCUUUUAUUAACUUAUUUAUUAAAUUUUUAUGAGCUAUCUCGAGAUCAGACGGCAGAAAAACUAGAAAAAGAAAUGUUAGGCGACAGGUUAGAUCCAAACACUUUAGGGACUCUAGACCCUGUUCAGGAGGCGUAAAUAAGAAUCUAAGUCUGAAGUAAAGUCAUGUAGCUUGGUGCUCAUUUAUGAAAACAUAAUUUUUAAAACAAAAACUUGUUUUUAUUUAAUAAAGGGAUGAUGUUGGUGUCAGUGCUCCUGUGAUAUGAAUAGACACACUGUCACAAAUACAAACAUGUUUCCAUCGAAGCACGUGGAACACUGCGAGUAUUAUUGGCUGCUUGUAAAUAUCAGGGAGUGGAAUUGCAUCUGCUUAGCUUGUAAGUGUGUGUGUGUGUGUGUGUGAGUGCGAACGUUAGCAUCUCAGCGUGUUUUAUCAGAGUGUGUGACGUUAAUUUGGCAGUUUAGGUUUUUUUUACAUGUUGAUGAAAUUAAAGUUGAUUUAAAGUUUGAUGACAAAACUGUAAUUUCUUGCUACUCAACAAUAAUUUUUAACACUUUGACACUCUUCCAUCCUUUAACUCCUGUUUGAAGUCCUUCAACCUUGUGUUUUUAAACAUGUGCUCUCCAUACCUGUCCUCCUCUCAGGUGUUCCCCGCCUGUAUGUGUGUGAGUGUGUGCUGACGGUGGUGGUGUUGUGUUGGUGUUGGUGUGUGUCUCACAGCACUCUGAUGUUUCUGUUUUAGAGUUCCACUUAGAGAGGACUCCCCUUCUGACUUCACCCCACCCCCCUGAGCUCACAGGUCAGUCCGUCCCUCCUCUGGACUUUACAAGCAGCAUGUUGUCAGUCUGCUACACCACACCUUAGCAUCAACACCUGAUCAGACUUUGGUUUGCAUGUUUGUGUUUGUCGGUCCUCCUCCGUGUCUAUCUGGAGGCAGGGUUGCUGACAGUAACAAGGACGUUUUUAAGCCUCCCUCCAGUGACCACGUCAACAUUUAUAUUUGAAUUAACAGAAUAAAAACUCUCAUAAAUGUUCGUUAAGUUCCUGAGUUCACUGGAGUGAGGCUUAAACUGAUGUUUUAAUUUGGUUUCUAUGAUCAGACGUUUCUUUUCUGUCUCUUCAGCCAUUCCUCUCACAGCGUACGGACCAAUGGCAGCAGCGGCUGCAGCAGCAGCAGUAGUUAGAGGUAAGAGCAACGAGAAGAACACUCAUUCUCCUCCAUCACAGGAAAACUAAUGCUCUACUGACCAUUUGCAAUAACAGGGAACGACUUGGUCACAUCCAAAAUUGAUCAAACCUUUUUAUUCUUCGGCUUUUUAAAAACACGGCUCUAGUAAGAUGCUUUAUUUUGACUCUGUCCCUGCAGGGAAAAGCAGAAAAGAGUUACAAGUUUUAGGAGAAAUAAGUGAAUCCUGCAGUAGCUAAUUUUGACCACUUGGAGGCAGCAGAAUACAACUUUAGAAAAGACAGAUUGUCACCUUUACAAGUUGACUUUGGCGAAAAUAUUCUGUAAACUUUGACUUUUUUACUCUGAACGCAUAUAAAGAGAGACAUGUGAAAUGAUAACACACGUAAUAAAUAUCUUCCACUAACUCCUGAGGUAAAUGUCCUGAAAAUGCUUCAGAAGUUUCCAAGCUUUGUUUAAAAACUCUUUGUUCACAGUAUCAGCUGAAUAUAUUUUGGUCUUCUUUUAGUUUCUUGGACCUUAGCAGCUCAGAACAACUCUUUUAAGAGCUUUAGGAGAUGUAUGGAGUCACAUAGCAAGUCUCAGAAGAUCAAUUUUGAUAAUGAAAAAUGUAAAAUGACGACAGAUGAUUUGAUAAGAGGAGUAGAUGUAGAUGCCAAUCACUCACUUUCUUCCUUCUAGUUCUCUUGUAAUUAAGAUAAAUAUGUAAAUUCAGUGUUUUAAAUUAAACAAAAAGCUUUUUCUUGGUCUGUCUUUACAUCGGUUUGUCUCUUUUCUCCUUUAGGCUCCACCCCCUCUCGCUCAGCUGGAUUUUUAGGUACGAGCAGCCCGGGUCCGAUGGCAGAUCUUUAUGGAACGGCCGGUCAGGAGUCAGCGGUCAGCAGUUACCUCAGCGCUGCGAGUCCCGCCCCGAGCACUGGAUUCAGCCACAGUCUGGGGGUGAGACAACAACACAUGAACUAUUUUAUAACACAGUGCUCUCCUCUGAGUUUAAAACUUUGUCAGAUGAAACUACUACUACUGUGUUUGGAUGUAAACUUAAACUAUUACCAGAGUCUAAACUUGUACACAAAGGUAGAUUUUGUAUGUAACUGAAACUGAGUCAGCCUUGUGCACAACUUGUUGACUUGUGGAUCUGAAGUCAAUUCAAUUAAAUUAGAAAAAAUAAAAAACAGAGAAGGAAACUGCAGAUUGAGCAAAAAUCGAACAUUGCUUACAUCUGUUCCCAGUCACUUCAUGUUCAUAACUGAGUGUAAAAACUUCAUAUUUAGCAGGUUUAUUUGAUUUUAAAAUCUGUGAUCCUUCCAUUGUGUCUGCAGUUAUUCCUGAGGAAAUCUGUGAGGAUAUUUAACCUGAAAAAUCUCAAUAAUUUAAGUUAAUAAUGAACUUUUCUUUCUCCCUCACAGGGCCCUUUGAUUGCCACGGCCUUUACUAACGGCUACCACUGAGAGAGUGAGUGAUUUUUUUUCACAUUAUAACAAAUCAGAGGGUUUUAAUCCAACCUAACCUGUGAGUAAUCGUGUACAUAUGUGUGUGUUUUAUUCAGUGCAGAGCUGUAGACUGAGAGCUGGAAGGAGUUGAAGCUGUUUCGGAGCUGAUCUGGUCCGUCUCGGUCCGGCCCUCCUCUCCUACCAGGGCAGCUGAACCUUCACCCCCCUCCCUUGCACCCUGGUGUCAGCCUGAACCCCACCCGCCGCGCUGACGCCUCACUAAACUCCUGCGAAAAAUGAAGAAAACGUUCGUAGACGGAGCGAAAUUGUUUCACUACAUGUAAUAGCAGAACACACAGACACACACACACGCUGUAUUUUUAGUCCUUUUUCUGUCGUUAUGUUUCACUCGGCUGUUUUUAAUUUGUGAUGGUUGCAUUAUUUCUGUUUCUUGUUUUUAUCGGGUCGUUCGACCUGAAGAGAAAGAGUCUCGGGGUCGUUUGGCGCUCUGGGGUUGUAAUUUGUACUGGAAAAACUGUAUAUUUGUCAGUAGUUCAUACUGAAUUUUAACAAACCAUCUGUGAUUAAUACUAUUUCUUUAAAACGUGUCACAAAGUGUAUAUCUUGUUAGGGUUUUUUAACAGAACCUUGUUGAACACUAAUAAUGGUCAUUAGCCACAGUUACAGAGUAGGCCAACAUGAGCUGUACAAUUUUGUAAGAUAUUGUAAAUAUGACUCUGGUUUCUGGGGAGGGGGCGGGUUUUUGUGUGCGGGAGGAUUUGAAAAAAAAAAAGGGUACGCCUGAUUCUUUAAUCAAAUUUCAUGUGUUGGAAAGUCUGAUCGGGGUAAAUCCUCGUUUCACGUGGAGGUCGAGAACAUUUCAGAGCGAUGGAUGUCAAAUUCAGACCAGCUGUUUUCCUCUGCAGACAUUUGUUACGUGUUUCUUUAAAUUUUGCAUUUCUCAUGCAGAGGAAAGAGGCUGCGUCUGAAAAGAAAGGAAAAAAAAAACACAAAAAAACUUUAUUUGGUGUUAAAAGCUCCUCAUGCUGUUUUCUUACUUUGUCAUAUUGUUGUUUUAACUGUGAUUUUCGAUACGUGCUGUUUGUUUAUGAAGGAAAAUGAAGGAGUGGCGUGCAGCAGGAGCGGUCACGCACAGUGACUGAUGAACUCUGCAGGUUGUGUUGAUGUUUGCGUGAGCGUGUCAUGUGGUUUUCACACAUGUGCUGUCUUUUUUUCGGGGGGUUGGUACCUCAUUUGCAAAUGUGAACUUUUAAUCGGACGGUUUUUUUUUGUUUUUAUGAUAUUAACAUCUUUGUCAAAGUGUGAUGGUUUCAAAACGGAGGGGUCUUAUUAACUCGUGUUUACCUGUCGCCCCCCCACCUCUCCAUCCCAUCGCUGUGUAUCCACUGGAGGUCACAGACUGUAGCAACGUGACCCAUAUUUUUAGACCAAAACGACGAUCUUCAGAGCUACUAGGAUGUUGCACUGGCCGAUGACGUUAAAUAUGUUUCUCGAAUGUUAACUAAGAACAAACGAAGCACUCUCCACCCACAGAGCACCGGGUUUUACAUUUUAUACAUACAUACACACACACACACACACACACACACACUGCUGCGGGCUACGACGGUAGUUCAAACUUUGAUGCUGUUUUCACUGAGAAGUAACAAUCUUGUCGACACUGUAACAUUUUCUGAUUUUAUUUUCCUGUAAUGUUUAUUCCUUUGAAAAAAAAAAAACUUUUUAAAAUUCCUAAUAAAUUAUUUUAAAACAUUCCA